This is a messenger RNA of Hyaena hyaena (striped hyena), 3342 nucleotides long. It is a transcript of the gene SDC3, whose product is annotated as syndecan 3. The record is from RefSeq and is a predicted model, not a curated record. The transcript has 5 exons. Gene Ontology annotation, biological process: cell migration. NCBI's taxonomy places the organism in Eukaryota, Metazoa, Chordata, Mammalia, Carnivora, Hyaenidae. Gene Ontology annotation, cellular component: membrane; cell surface. The coding region runs from base 1 to 1341 and encodes 446 amino acids.
AUGAAGCCGGGGCCACCGCACCGCUCCGGGGCCGCCCACGGGGCAGGCGCCGGGAGCGGGGCCGCGGCCGGGCCCGGGGCCCGCGGGCUGCUCCUGCCGCCGCUGCUGCUGCUGCUGCUGGCCGGGCGCGCCGCGGGGGCCCAGCGCUGGCGCAGUGAGAACUUUGAGAGGCCGGUGGACCUGGAGGGCUCUGGGGAUGACGACUCCUUCCCUGAUGAUGAGCUGGAUGACCUCUACUCGGGGUCCGGCUCGGGCUACUUCGAACAGGAGUCAGGCAUUGAGACAGCCAUGCGGUUCAGCCCAGACGUGGCCGUGGCGGUAUCUACCACCCCUGCAGUGCUGCCCACUGUGGACAUCCAGCCUGUGGGCACCCCACUGGAAGAGCUUCCCUCUGAGCAGCCCACCCCGGAGCCAGCCACCAGCCCCCCAGUGGUGACGGAGGCUGCGGAAGAGCCCAGCCAGAGAGCCACCACCAUCUCCACGCCCAUGGCCACCACUGCCGCCACAACAGCUGCCACGACUGCGGGGGCGCUGACUGUGGCCACGGUGCCCGCCACAGUGGCCACCGCCGCCCCCAGUGUGCCUGCGGCUCCCCCUUCCACAGCCAUCACCCCUGUCCUAAGGACCACCGGCAUACAGAGGCUCCUGCCUCUUCCGUUGACCACGGCAGCCACAGCCCGGGCCACCACCCCCACAGCACCCUCCCCUCCCACCACGGUGGCCGUCUUGGACACGGAGGCCCCAACACCUAGGCUGGUCAGCACAGCUACCUCUAGGCCAAGGGCGCUUCCCAGGCCAGCUACCACCCAGGAGCCUGACAGCCCUGAGAAGAGCACCUUGCCCCUGGGUACCACGGCCCCUGGACCCACAGAAGUGGCUCAGACCCCAACUCCCGAGUCCGUCCUGACCACGAUCCGGGAUGAGCCAGAGGUGCCCGUGAGCGGGGGGCCUAGUGGGGACUUCGAGCUGCCAGAGGAAGAGACGACGCAGCCCGACACAGCCAAUGAGGUGGUGGCUGUGGGCGGGGCCGCAGCCAAGCCGUCACCUCCACCUGGGGCACUGCCCAAGGGGGCUCGCCCAGGCCCCGGCCUCCUGGACAAUGCCAUCGACUCGGGCAGCUCAGCCGCCCAGCUGCCUCAGAAGAGCAUCCUGGAGCGGAAGGAGGUGCUUGUAGCUGUGAUUGUAGGUGGGGUGGUGGGUGCCCUGUUCGCUGCCUUCCUGGUCACUCUGCUCAUCUACCGCAUGAAGAAGAAGGACGAGGGCAGCUACACACUGGAGGAGCCCAAGCAGGCCAGCGUCACGUACCAGAAGCCCGACAAGCAGGAGGAAUUCUACGCCUAGUGGAGCCACAGUGCCUCCCACAGCCUCAGCGUCACCCCUCUGCCCAGCCCCCGGCCCGGCCCCACCAGCCCUGGCCAGGGACUGGGUCUAGGGGGGGAGCCUGGCCCCGGUUCAUCUCUGCCUGCCCUCCCAGGGUCUGCCCAGACUGCCAGCCUCACACAGAUUUUACCUGAGGAACAGGGGGCGGCCAUCUGCCCUCGUGGUGCCCUUAUGAGCUCAUCACUUGUCCCCGUCCUCCCCACAGUCAGCCUGGGGCUUCAGGACCUCGCGUCAGCUGGGCAGGAGGAAGGAAGCUCCGGAUUGGCUGGUAGAAAGAAGGGGUGGGGCUUGAGAUGGGCUCCAGGCCCCCAAUCUGGCCCCCUCAGGGCUAGCUGAGGUCUCCUUUCGGAGGUGGAGGGGCGCGUGGGCUGAUUUCCAGGACAGGCUUUCAGCAAGCUCAGCCCUCAAAAUCAUCAAGACACUGCAGCGUCGCGCUGCUGUCCCAGCGGCCCUCUCUGCCCGGGAGAGAUGGGACCUCUCAUCACCAGCCUGUUCUGCCCUGGCCUCUCUGGGGUGUGCGGCCAUUCUCCCUUCGCCCGGUGCCUGUGUACCGCAGGCCUCACUUCAUGCCGGUGUGCCCAGAAGGAAUCGACUUCCUCAGGGUAGCCCGGCAGCCACUGGUGAGGACAGGCUGGGCCGCCUGGGCCUCCCUCCCUCUUGCAGGCGGCCUUUGCACCGACACCACCUCCCACACCGUCACGCAUAACGUCACAUACAAAGACAAAAGCGCACCAUGACAAAAUCUGACGCGAUCUCAACCACCCCGCCAAUGCAGACACGUCACGGACACACACAUGCUUCCAAAGAUGUUUAUUCUCAUGUGCUUCUCACGCCCCUUCCCCCCCUACCGAUGCCCACAACAAUGCAAGGCGCUAGUCAUCGUCACCUGGGGGUGACAGUGUGGCCUGGCCCUCUCUCGGUCCCCCUUCCCCCAUGCACACUGUGGCACCACUCACGUUGUCUCCAGCUUGCAGGCUCCCUGGAGAGGGUCAAGCUGGAACAGUCAGCCCAUAUUGGGUCCCCUGAGUCGCCCUGCCACGCUCAGCCCCUCCCCGCGACGCCAACACCAACCACAAGGCCGCCGACCCCAGCAUGUCAGAUACAACCCCAGGUGGAUGCACGAUCUUACCCCACACGCCCCGUGCUUGCGCUGGAGGGGAACCGGCGGGCACCCACCCCAGAUACAGUGUGGCGUGUGGGAGGGGGGGAAUGUUGCCACAACCCCUCCCUCCCAGGGCAUUGCACCGAUCGGUGGGAUCCGUGGGGCCUGCCCCCCUCCCAUCUGUAGCUCGCCAAGGGGUAAGUUGAGGGCCAGUCACCCCCCACCCCCCACCCCCAGCUAAGAGCCUUGCUGAGGAAGGCAGGCUGGUUCCUGGAAUGUGGCCCCAGGCCGCAGAGCCACAAGGCCUGGGUGAGGAGGGGUGUGCCGCCUGACUCCCGGCCUCCCUGUACCCUCUCCUGCUCUGAGCUCGGGGCUGACUCUGCCUCCCAGGACACAAGUCUCCAAAGUGCCUGCGAGGGUGGGCCCUGGCGCCUGGGCCUCCUGCACCCUCUCGGUGGCCUCGCUGGGCCCACCUCGGUCCUGCUCUGGGGCCCUCCUCCGUGGACACCUGCCCACUCCUUGGCCAGACAAGCCGGUGGGCCUCCCGGCUGUGGCUGGAUAAACCUGCAGUCAGAAGCAAGCCGUCCAGCACAUUGCCCCAGGCCGGGAGCUGAGAGCCGGAGGGGCUGGGGGCGUCCCAGGCCUCGGCCUGCCUCCCCCUUCUGUGUUACCCUUGGGCAGGGGCCGCUUCUGUAGAUAUUUUAAAUGUGAGGGUCACAGAUCUCCUUCAAGGAGGAGGGUGUGAUUGGUGGGGGCUCCUGAGGCCACGGGAUGCGGUCUGAGUUGCGGUUGGCUGGUGCUCACUCCCCACCCCCACCCCUCACCUUUGACCCAGAUUAAAGUCAGGAACCCAGCUUUUA